Messenger RNA from Solenopsis invicta (red fire ant), 922 nucleotides. RefSeq lists its product as uncharacterized. The transcript has 7 exons. Lineage: Eukaryota; Metazoa; Arthropoda; Insecta; Hymenoptera; Formicidae. The record is from RefSeq and is a predicted model, not a curated record. The coding region runs from base 104 to 538 and encodes 144 amino acids. Gene Ontology annotation, molecular function: odorant binding.
UAUAUAAUAUACUGCGUCUAAAAUAUCGGUGUCAGUAUCGACUUUGAAGUGCUGCAACGAACUUUAGAAUCAUCACGUUUUAGAAUACUCCAAGAUCAACGAAAUGAAGAUUGUAGUGUUCGUCGUGUGCGUGCUGGUUGCCAUCACGAUGAGUGAUGCGCAAAAUGUGUUUGAAAGUAUUAUACAAACUGUAACAUCAAAGGCAAUCGAUUUAAAAGAACUGAUUGAUUUGCCUCUAACACUUGCAGCAUGCACCUUUAAAAUGGGUUUAUCCAAGAUUGGCAGUCCCGAAAUAUCCUAUUGUGUAGCAGAAAAGAAAAACUUAAUCAAUGAACAAGGUGAAAUAAAAUGGGAUGAGACUUUGAUUUUUGCUAAAAAAAUCUUUCGCGAUGAAACUCAAAUAAAUUAUUUAAACGAGAUGAUACAAAAAUGUAAAGAAGAAGGCGAUAAGUUUGAAGGAAACCAAUAUGAAAAAACCAUAAAAUCUAUAGAAUGCGUAUUGUCAAUGAUAAAAAAAAAAUUUAGUAUUUUUAUGUAAGCUGUCUCAUCACUGAAGUGGAUAAUGUUUAAGGAGCUAUGAAAUAAAUGCAAUUAUUGAAAUAGAAUAAGGACUCUGAAGUAAUGCAGUUGAAGAAUUUCUUACAAUGACCAAACAAGUCUAUUUAAAAAAAAUUCCAAUGGCGCCAAAUCACUUUUUUUAAUAGCGUCACAUCGUGAACAAUUUUGCUUUAAAAUAGUCAAAACUCUGAAGAAUCAAAUAAGAAACAAAAAAUAUCAUAAUAACAUAAAUAGAUAAUAAAUACAAAAUUUUCAUAAAAGCCAAAUAAAUUUAAAAGUUUCAAAAAUUUAUAAAAACGACUGGUUUAUCUACUUUGUUACAAGUUUUUGUUGCACUGAAUAAACGUGUUGCUACCGGUAUUAA